This is a messenger RNA of Ostrinia furnacalis (Asian corn borer), 714 nucleotides long. RefSeq names its product ras-specific guanine nucleotide-releasing factor 1-like. NCBI's taxonomy places the organism in Eukaryota, Metazoa, Arthropoda, Insecta, Lepidoptera, Crambidae. The transcript has 9 exons. The record is from RefSeq and is a predicted model, not a curated record. Bases 1 to 714 code for a protein of 237 amino acids. Gene Ontology annotation, biological process: retrograde transport, endosome to Golgi; receptor recycling; endosome organization. Gene Ontology annotation, cellular component: early endosome; recycling endosome; trans-Golgi network.
AUGAGAGAUGCGCAAAAAGACGCGCCAGAACUGUGCCUGAGUCAUGAGCAAAGAAAGUGUACGAAAAGUCUUCGUAGAAGCGGCAUGAUGCUAAGCCCGAAGAUCCAACGUAGCAUCCGAGUGAACGACGGGCAGCUCAUCGCACUCUCCGACCGCGCUCAGUAUGACCACUCGCAGGCGGGGUACUUGCACAAGCGAAGCGCCGACAACACCAAGUGGCAGCUGCGAUGGUUCAUCUUGUAUCAGAACAUGCUGUUCUACUACGAGUCGGAGAACAACACGCGGCCUACGGGAGUAUUGCUCCUGGAAGGAUCCUACUGCGAGCGGCUAAGCAAGGCGCCUAUGGAAAGGAAUGCGUCGUUCUGCUUCACAAUCUCGUACCGUCGCGAGAGCCAGCGGCAGUACGAGCUGCGAGCUGCUUCUGAAGUGGACUGCGUGCACUGGGUCGACGCCAUCCGCGAGGCCAGUUCCUGCCAGAUGUCGCUGCGCGUGAUCUUUAUUAACCUCACCGGCGCACGCGCAUGUGCCCCCCGCUACGUGUCGUUCGUGUCCCACAAGCUGAACCAGCGGGACCCGGUGGGCACCUGCUACGUGGCCAAGACCUCGGACGCCAUCAAGGUCGAGGAGAUCUCGCCGUGCAGGACCACGAGCCACGGGCAGCGCAAGACGGGCGUGUGCCAGGCUGGUUUCUCGGCGGCCGUGUCAAAGGUUUAG